UAAACAACACACAAACUGCAAACAGACAUGCUUCCUCACUUCAAUUCUCAUCUUCGUAACCCUAAUAAUCAACUCCAUGUCAAUGCAGCCAACGCUUCAGCACCACCUCAGGUUAUGGGGAACCCAGGUAAUUUUGGCCCUAAUCCUAUUCAAGUUCGGCCUCAGUUUCAAGUGGGAAUGCUCAAUAAUCCUCCGCUAGUGAUGCCAGCUUUUACUAACCCAAACACCUAUUUUUCUCCGGCCCAGUUUUUCCCCUAUCCUCAAGGCUCUGUGCAGAACCUCAGUAAUAACAGUCUGCCUCAGUUUUUCACCCAUAAUUCUGUAAAUCCGCCACAGUUCUUGCCUAUUGGGCAAUUGAAUGUGCCAAGUUUAGUGAAAAAUGUUAACCAGCUUUUGCAAAUGCAAAUGCCGAAUUGUGGCCCUCAAAGUUCGGGUCUUUUUGCGAAUGCGCUGUUGGGUGUGUCAAAUGGCAAUGGGGUUAUGCAACAGUCAGUAGAUGGGACUGGUUUAAAGCAUAUAAAUCAUAAUGCUGCUGUAACUAAGGAUUUUGGUUGCGCUCAAGCUCAAAGAAAUGAGAAUGUCUUUUCUCCUGGUUCUGCGAAAUCACAGAAUAAUGCAGGAGCCGCUACUGGAAUGAAUGACAGAAAUAGUAGCUUUAGAAAAUCUCAUAACAAGAACUUUAUAGGGAAUCAUAAACAAGACACAUCACAGAGAGGAUUUAAUAAGAGGCAGUUCAAUCAACGACAAAAUGCACAUGGGAACAGGAACUUGAAGUUUAAUAAUGAAAACCGUGCAAAAGGGAACAAAAAUAAUGAAGUGAAGAACUUUAACUUUUCUAACUCCUUUGAGCAAAUUCAAGCUGGAAAAAGAAGGUCUCUUGUAGUAAACUACACAGAAGAAGAAAUUCAACAGUGGCGUGAAGCACGGAGGAAAAAUUACCCAUCAAAUGCCAACAUGGAGAGGUUGAAACAGAAUCCAACACAAACAGAUGUCACUCAUACAGUCUCAAAGAUGCGGCGACAGCAACUCAAGGAGGUAUUGGCAAAACAAGCUGAAUUGGGUUGUGAAGUUGCAGAAAUACCAUCUUGUUACUUAUCAGAUUCUGAGACACAGAAAGGUUGUAGGCAACAAGCUACUAAGGUAUUUGGUAAGAGAGGAAGAUUUCCUAAUAAGUUUGAUAAGAAGGGCAAGUUCCAUCAAAGUGAUUGGUUCUCUAAGAGACAAAAGCCCGAAAAAGAUGGUUCGGCAAACUCGCAGGAGCAAAGUGAUCAGUUCACUAAGAAGCAGAAAUUGGCUAAUUGCUGCGCCACUAAGCCGUGUACAUCUAAUAAAGAGCCAUCUCUCUUGAAGAAACUGUUAAAUUCUGAUAUCAAACGAGAUAAGAAGCAUCUGCUGCAGGUUUUUAGGUUCAUGGUGAUGAAUUCAUUCUUCGAAGAUUGGCCUGAGAAACCUCUGAAAUUUCCUCUAGUUGUUGUCAAAGAAUCAGGUGACGUAAGUGAGCUUGUAGAAGAACCUCAGGCAGCCAGAGGUGAUACUCCCGAUGGUCUUGUCUCAACCACCGCAGAAAACUCUUGGGUUUGUACUGUAAACUUUAAGAAUAGCAGCCAUGGUGGAGUUGAUGCUCUAGAUAAAAACGCUGCUAGUUGUAGCAGAAUAUAUGCUGAAGCUGAAGAUGAAGAUGAAGAUGAAGGUGUAAAACCGCAAUAACUUCACAAAAUCAUGGACUGAUUGUUAUCUGCUUUUAUGUGUAACUCCAAUAUUUAUAUCUGAUGUAUAUAUUACCUUAUUCUCUUGCUGAUGCCAGAAAACUUUUUUUGCUGUAUCAUCUCCGUUAAUUAGAAUUUCCCUUCUCUUUCGGCCAAAUCUCUUCGUGAGUUCUUUACCUUUUAGUGUUUGUCCCACUGUAUUUCCUCAAAU
Messenger RNA from Sesamum indicum (sesame), 1917 nucleotides. RefSeq names its product GATA zinc finger protein (gene NUFIP). Gene Ontology annotation, molecular function: RNA binding. NCBI's taxonomy places the organism in Eukaryota, Viridiplantae, Streptophyta, Magnoliopsida, Lamiales, Pedaliaceae. Gene Ontology annotation, cellular component: nucleus. The record is from RefSeq and is a predicted model, not a curated record. Gene Ontology annotation, biological process: box C/D snoRNP assembly.